Molecule: messenger RNA, 1656 nt
Organism: Aureobasidium musti
Lineage: Eukaryota; Fungi; Ascomycota; Dothideomycetes; Dothideales; Saccotheciaceae
Source: the annotation of a GenBank genome assembly
AUGAAUUUGCUGGACGAUACUAUCAGGACCUCGUCAAUCCGCGACGGCGAGGCCCGCCUACCACGCUUCAUGGAUACCAAUGAACUUGCCAUGGACAGCCACCAAGCCUCCGCCCUGACCGCACACCAGGAUGCCCGCGCCCUCAUUCGUUUGAUCCAGUGUCCGCAGUGCUCAAAGCCCUACACAAGUCCCGUCACCCUUCCUUGCGGCAACUCGCUAUGCCGUACCUGUCUACCACAGACCCACCGCCGCGAAGGUGUCUCAUACCCCGAUACCCCCGGCAGACAACGCGGGUUCCUUUGCCCUUACAACGACUGUCUCGAGGAGCAUGUCCUGGCAGACUGCAGCAUCGACGUAACUCUUUCAAAACUCAUGGAAGCCAUCGCUGAUCUCGUCCGCCAACACAUCCAGCUCGCUGGCAGCAGACAAACAUACAUGGAAGAGGUGGUGAAACAAGAUGAGGUCCUCGGUCCCGUGACGUCAGUAGACCUGGACAAGGACAGCCCUCGGUGCUGGACCAUGCCAGGAGCUCGUCUAGUCGCUACAUACAACCUCGCUGGUACCGGUAUUCUCGGUUACAAGACUGAGGUCGUGUAUACCGACUUGCUUGGACCACCAGAGAUGGCUCAACAGACGGAUCAAGAGCUAUUAGUACAACUGCUUGACACUGCGCAAAAGGAGGUUGAUUGUCAGGUCUGCUACAAUAUCAUGCACGACCCCGUCACGACGGCUUGCGGACAUACCCUCUGUCGUAAAUGCCUGGCUCGUACACUCGAUCACUCAACCCACUGCCCCGUAUGCCGACGUUCUGUCAUCACUCCGCCCUCCCUGCUCAAAUAUCCGAGCAACAAAACGUUAGUCAGUCUUCUUGAGGGACUUGUUCCAGAAAUUGUUUCUGCUCGCGCUCAAGCUGCCGCUCUGGAAGACGCCAUUGCUCUCCCUGAUUUUGAGACUCCUUUGUUUGUUUGCACACUCGGUUUUCCAGGAUGCCCUACCUUNUUACGCGUCUUCGAGCCAAGGUAUCGACUCAUGAUCAGACGUGCUAUGGAAGGAAACCGACAAUUUGGUAUGGUCACGUACAAUCGCCACGGGGUACCUCAAGAAGGCUUGGGUAUCACACAGUAUCUUGCAUAUGGUGUCAUGCUCUACAUAGAGAAUGUGCAGAUGCUUCCAGAUGGGCAGAGUAUUGUCGAAACCAGAGGCAUGUACCGCUUCCGUGUAAAACAACAUGGCACUUUAGACGGCUACACGGUAGGCAGAGUUGAGCGUGUCGAAGAUGUCUCUUUGCAGGAAGAAGAGCGCUUAGAGGCUGAGGAAACCUCCCAACCCCCUGCCGACGAGAAUGACAUGGAAGGCCAAGUUAGCAGAAUGUCAACUCGCGAACUUCUCAUGCUCGGACUCGACUUUAUCCUUGUCAUGCAAGGUCGAAGCGCACCUUGGCUACACCAACGCAUUCUCGAAGCCUAUGGUGGCCCGCCGGACGACGCCGCUCUCUUCCCAUUCUGGUUUGCCAGCAUCCUACCUAUCAGUGAGGACUGGAAGUAUCAUCUGAUGCAGACCACAAGUGUGCGAUCAAGACUCAAGAUCACAGCUCUUUGGGUCAAGCACAUGCAGACCCAACGGUGGUACCAGAACAACGUAUGCACAGUCUUAUGA